AUGGCCUUUUGGGUUGUUGGAGUUGCUGGUGGCGGCGGCGGCGGCACUCCGUUUCGCGUUCGUAAACAGCCGUACGUGGACUCGUAUGGUCAUGCUGGUCCUGGUGAUGGAUCGGAAACCAGCCAUCGCUGGCCCGAGUUUGAGCACUACGAGGAGCAUGGUCGAAACACGUCCGACGAACACUUGGCCGAGUCAGUGCCCAUUCGCAACCUGGCCUUCCUUGUCAUUCGCGAGGGCAGUGACGACGCCAAUCAGGACAACUGCCACCGCAACCGCAACUACCAUCCUCCUCCUACUCGCAACCACGCUCUUUGCCCUGCUGCUUCAACCCCGUCUCCCUCACCUUCGCCCAAGUCUCCUGUCGGCAAGAUGACGUCCCACCAGGUGCACUCGCCAAGCUGUCCGUCAGUUCGCCUUCCCCUGGAGCGUACCGAGUCGGGUCUGUCCAUAUCCUCCGAUGCCUCGGCGCACCACCAUCACUGUCCCUCGUCUGCCGAGGCCGAAAACGACACGUCUCUGCUCGGCGAUCUCGAGGCCGCCCGUCUCGUGCGAGAGCACGUUGCGAGCUACCGCCGCAGGUUUCCGGACUCGCAACCAGAGCGCAUCCUCAGGGCCCUCAUCAACCCCAAAUCCCGCGGCGCCGAUUUCCCGCUCGACAACGACGCCUUGCGCAGCAUCUUCUCCGCCGCCAACGAGCUGUUUUUCGCCAGCCGCCUCACCCGCAGGGUCACCUGGGACUGGAGCCACUCUGCUUCGGAGCAGUACGCGAACCACAUUGUCGGCACCACUGCUCUCCGCCGCAGCGCCAGGUUCGGCGGCUGGGAGACGCUGAUUGUUCUCUCCUCCCCCAUUCUUCGAGACACCAAGUACAACCGGCGCCUGCUCAUUUCCACCUUUUUGCACGAAAUGAUGCACAGCUUCAUGUUUGUCGCCUGCGGACUAAAGGCCAAGCAGUUUGGCGGUCACACCGAAGGGUUCCACCAAGUCGCUGGCAUCAUUGACGAUUGGGCAGGCAAGGACUGUUUGCACCUGCGUGACAUGGAAGCCGAUCUUGCGCGCUGGAGAGGCGACGACUUUUCCUGCGCAGACGGCCGCCGUCAUGCCGAUGCCGACCAUGACAUGGACCGUGCCGAACAAGACUACGUCGAGCAAGUCCAGGCAUGGAGCACCCACCCAGCCCAGCUCCGCGGGGAUGCCCUACAGACACCAUCCCCUCUUCCAUCUUUACCGCAUAGACAGGCCGCCCCGGAGAAAUGGCAGUGGUACGAGCGAGAAGAUUUCGGCGACCGCUUACAGCAUGUCGCGCAGGUGCAAUAUGUGCCUUGA
Messenger RNA from Ustilaginoidea virens, 1326 nucleotides. RefSeq lists its product as uncharacterized. NCBI's taxonomy places the organism in Eukaryota, Fungi, Ascomycota, Sordariomycetes, Hypocreales, Clavicipitaceae. The transcript has a single exon. The coding region runs from base 1 to 1326 and encodes 441 amino acids. The record is from RefSeq and is a predicted model, not a curated record.